CCGAGUGGAAGCUCUCUCUCUCGCAGUCUCUCGCAGACUCUCGCAGACUCUCUCUCUCGCCCGCGCCGUUUCCAAACACACUUCGCCCGUGAGCGCCCUUCUCGCACAUGAUCCCAUUGCCCUCCCUCUCCGCCGGCACAGCUGCGAGCAGCCUCUUUGACGGCCAUGUUCCGCAACAGGAGAACCUCACAGAAGCCCAGCGACGACCUCUACCGGACUUUCAAGGCCAAUUUCCCUCGCCUUUCUGGCAACAACAACAACACCACCACCACCACCACCCACGACAACAACAAAACCAUCACCUCCACCACCAGCACCUCGUCGUCGAGCGACGACGCCCACGUAAACGCAAACGCAAACGCCGCUCCGACGACUUCUCUGGCCGAAGCGCUCGAUGUCCCGCUGAACCCGCGCUCUCUCGACGCGCAGAGUCAGCCGCAGCCGCAUGAUAUCAAGGAUGCAGACCCCACUCCCAGAGGUUCGAACGAGCCGUGGACUUUUGGAACUUCUGGUCUAACACCCUCCCUCAUGGAUCCCAACAGUCACAACUUCAACAUGUUCGCCAACCAGAUGCCCGGCUACUACACGCCUACGCCGGGAGGGACCAACACCCUAUACCACAACCAGGCCGGCGACCUGCACACGCCCACCUUUGGCAUGGGACUCAACACUCCGCUCUCCAUGCCGACCUCAGACGGUGCUUUGCAUGCUGGCCAGCAAGGCGCACCGUUCCACGCCUUCCCGCCCAACACCAUGCCGCCGCAUCAUCUCCAGCAACAGCAAUUCCAAAACAUGAAUCCCUUUCAAAUGCAUCAACAAGGCUAUGCGCCCACGCAGUUUACGCAUCCAAACUCUUUCGACGACCUCCAGGGCCCGAUUGGAGAGUCGCCCGUCGACGACAUGGGUAUGGACAUGGGCCUGGCACAUCCACACCAAUCGCCCGACAUGCUCUUUCGCCCGCCUAAUCUACAGAAUACGAUGCAACCCCCUCCGCUGCAUCCGUCUGCCGAAAAGUUUCGGUAUCAUGUCACGUUGAAUGCACCCACAGCCAUGAUCAAGCACUCGGACGAAAUCCCUGUGACGUAUCUGAACAAAGGCCAAGCAUACACUCUCAACGUGGUCGACACACAUACACAACAAAGCACGCCCGCCGUCCGGUAUCGGACGUUCGUGCGCGUCUCCUUUGAGGACGAGCAACAACGCCAAAAGCCCGCGGCAUGUUGGCAGCUCUGGAAGGAAGGUCGUGGUACGAACGAAGCGCAUCAGAGAGGAGGGCGCCUGCAAGCAGUCGAGUACGUGGACCCUGGUCAGACUGGUGUCGCUGAAGACCCCACGAAGCCUCGAGUAGACCUCGAGUGCUCUUCGUUUGAUGGCUUUUGCGUGACAUGGUCCCCCGCCAACGGAACUGCCGAGUGUCCCAUCUCGGUGCGCUUCAAUUUCUUGUCCACCGACUUCAGUCAUUCCAAGGGCGUCAAAGGGAUCCCUGUCCGACUGUGCGCGAAAACGGAAGCGAUUGAGGAGUCUGCACUCAACCCGGCGCCAGCGACGGGAGCCGAGGUAUGCUAUUGCAAGGUCAAGCUCUUCCGAGAUCAUGGAGCAGAGCGCAAACUAUCAAACGAUGUGGCGCACGUCAAGAAGACCAUCGACAAGUUGAAUCAACAGAUUGCACAGAUCGAGUCUGGCAUGCGCGAUCUCGGCAAGAGGAAGCGCGCGGGAUCCCUCGCGCAGAAGAAUGGCAUGGACCGGCCAGGGAAGGUGCCGAAGCACAGAAGAACAUGGUCGAUGAAUUCCGUCGGCUCGAAUGGCGGUGGCAGAGGAAGCGCAGAAGAAGACCUACAUAUGAAGCUGAUGACGCUGCAAGAUAUGUUCACUUCCACCCGACCUGCCAGUGUCCUCUACCUGAGAGGCGACGAUGGAGAUGAUCCCGAUGCAUAUCCAGUGAAGCUGACGGGCGACAUCGACCUCCUCCGAACCGAUUCUGCGGACACUUCCAACUGGGACAAGCAGAGCGAAGGCAAGAACGAUUCUUCCAUGGUCUCGCCCACGCCCAGCUCCAACUCUCUGGUGGGGAGUCGGAAGGAUUCGACAAUGCAGCAACCUACACCUGCUGGAGGCUCAACCUCGAGGCAAUCAUCGAAUGAAUGGCGGAACCAGACCCAAACCGCGACCGUAGACAUACAACCCACAAUACCGGAGCAACUGCAUAGCCCGCCGGAAAACAUGCCUACGAGAGUACAGACAGUAUCAUCGGACGUCGGAUCCGUCUCGGGGUGGAUAGAAGCGGUCGGCGUAGACUCCAACUACCGUCCGCCUCCCCCACGAGCGGUGAAACCGGUGGCAUGCUUCUAUGUGCAACCUCAUGUGGCAGGGAAAGCUCCAUCAGAUAACCACUAUCGCGCCAUCUAUCUCAUGAAGCGGACAUUGAAGGACUUUACGAAUGCAGUUGCGACCAAGUGCAACAUCGAACCGACGCAGAUCAUCAGGACCUACAGAACGACGGAGAACGGGCUCAACAUCUUGUUUGACGACGAGUGCAUUGAUAGACUGCCGGAAGGACAGGACAUGGCCGCGGAGUUCUGCGAGGCCCAGCUCGAUGCAGACGACGCACCGAUCAAGCCCAAGCGAGAAUGGGAUGCUGGUCCCACGGACAUUCAAUGCGACGGGGAGCUCUCGACCGCGGAGAAUGUUCAAUCGCACGGAUAUGAGCUCAAGUUACUUUUCUGAUUGUGUUUCAAGCGACGACAGCACCUCGAUCGUCGAGGCUCACUUGCUCUCUCUCUCUCCUCCUCCUCCUCCUCCUCCUCACACGGUACGAAACAGAAACGAGCAACACGACGUACGACGACGCCCUUCUAUGUAGCAUUGACGGAAAUUGUGUAUAUGAUGGGGAUGGGUUUCAAACUUUCCGAGAUGGCGCGCCCUCUCGCGCCCGCCUGCUGUGGUAUAUACCUAGGCAGGCUCACAUGGUUGCGAUCGAUGACCCGGCCUUUUUUUGUUUUUGAUAUCCGGCUCUUUUACUACUUUUGGAAGCGCUCAAAGAUACCCCCCAUUGCGAACUGGGAUGGCCAGACAGACCCCUUUAUCAGAAGGAGCAAAAAAUUUUAAUGCAUGGUUGGAUGGACGGCCUCUUUCCCCUCUGUGUGUGUCUCUAUCUCUUUCUGUCUCUCUCACACACACUCACUCUCUUCCGACAUAAUUGCAAGGCUCGCAGGAGCAGGACUUUUUGCGAAGCGGCAAUUGCAAUAACCAGAACAACUGUUACUACUAUUACCAUCACUGUUAUUACUACUACAUAAGGCAACAGAAUUCAUUAUAAUGAAGUUCAAAACAAUUC
This is a messenger RNA of Sphaerulina musiva SO2202, 3334 nucleotides long. RefSeq lists its product as uncharacterized. Gene Ontology annotation, biological process: regulation of transcription by RNA polymerase II. Gene Ontology annotation, cellular component: nucleus. Gene Ontology annotation, molecular function: RNA polymerase II cis-regulatory region sequence-specific DNA binding; DNA-binding transcription activator activity, RNA polymerase II-specific. The transcript is spliced from 4 exons. The record is from RefSeq and is a predicted model, not a curated record. Bases 166 to 2724 code for a protein of 852 amino acids. Lineage: Eukaryota; Fungi; Ascomycota; Dothideomycetes; Mycosphaerellales; Mycosphaerellaceae.